CAGGCCCCUGGGCGCUGUUGGUUCCCCGGGCAGGUCUCGGUGCUGUAUUUCGCCAGGAGCGCGGAGCUGGCGGGGCUGCGCUGCGAGACCCUCUCGGUGCCACGGGAGAUCACCUCUCUGCAGCUCUGGGAGGAGAUCGUCAAGGUCCACCCCAGGCUUGCUGUCAUCCGGGAUCAAGUGGUAUUUGCUGUUCGGCAGGAGUACGUGCUUCUUGGAGAUCAGGUCCUGGUCCUGCAGCCUGGAGACGAGGUUGCCAUCAUCCCUCCAAUUAGUGGGGGCUGAACCUGCUCAGGUUCUGU
This is a messenger RNA of Ficedula albicollis (Collared flycatcher), 299 nucleotides long. RefSeq names its product molybdopterin synthase sulfur carrier subunit-like. Gene Ontology annotation, cellular component: cytosol. The annotation marks the transcript as partial. NCBI's taxonomy places the organism in Eukaryota, Metazoa, Chordata, Aves, Passeriformes, Muscicapidae. The record is from RefSeq and is a predicted model, not a curated record. The transcript has 2 exons. Gene Ontology annotation, biological process: Mo-molybdopterin cofactor biosynthetic process.